Molecule: messenger RNA, 4036 nt
Organism: Phodopus roborovskii (desert hamster)
Lineage: Eukaryota; Metazoa; Chordata; Mammalia; Rodentia; Cricetidae
Product: spermatogenesis-associated protein 31D1
Exons: 4
Coding region: 56-4036 (1326 amino acids)
Source: RefSeq, a predicted model, not a curated record
UCCAGCCCACCAACCCUCAGAAUCAGUCACCUCAGUCAGCCAUGCUGUUUACACUAUGGAGAACAUUCUCUCAUCUCUCAAUAGCCUCGCUGAGACAUGGCUGGCCUUUGGCCCAGCUCCCUGUCAUGUAGACCUCAACUACUCCCUACUGAGUGGGCUGGGGCUGCUGCUUCUGAGCACCUGCUACCUGCUACUGAAAGUGGUUUUACCCUCACUGUGGAAAAAGGAAUGCACCCAAAAGCUACAGGAGAAAGCCAAGGAAGCCAGGGAAUCACUUAAAGGAGCUCAGACCUGCGAGGACAUCACUGACCAGUGUAUCCUGCAGCGUCCCUUGGGAGAGCUGUGUGAUGCCCCUCAGGAUGAAGGACUACCACAUCCAGAGCCUGUCUUCGGUAUGUGUCAUAGAACAAGUGGCCAGGCCAGUCACGUGCUCCCCCAGGCCACCCUCAAAGACGGCGAUGACUCUCAUUCCUGCUUAGCUUCCACAGCUCCUGCGACAGAGACCUGUGACACAGAAAACCAGCCAGGACAUCCAACUCCAGUCACUCCACCCGGGCCUUUACCACUGGACCCCUCCAAUCUCUCCCCUAACCACUUUGCUCACUUGGAAAGCUGGCUUUCUUCCCUACCGCCAGAGGCAAUGUCCUCCUUGAGAGCUAGAUUUCAACAGGACCCUAUCCCACCCCACACACUUACCUCUUUUACUCCUCCAACAGAGGGAGCAAGAGAGGCAGAAGUGGUCUACCCACUGGAAACCACUAGGUCUCCAGUCAGCGGCCCUAGUGAGGUAUCUGUUAAUGUCCCAGACACCAAAGGCACUGGCUAUAUAAGCCGGCCAUUGCCAGACCCUUCCCGGCAGCAGCCUGCUGCCCACAACCUGUUAUCUUCAGAUUUGGCACAUUCCAUUAACCAACAUCUCCCAGACCCCCAUGCUUCUCAAGCCGCUUUGCAGGAGGACCUUCCAGAGCCUGGAAACCUCUUGCCUCCCAACUCUGAUGCUCUGGUGCAACUCAAAAGGCAAGACAAAAAAGAGGGUGAUUUCCUCACAAAGGAUAAGGAGAAAAAAGAAUAUUUUAUAAAGUCAGCCUAUUCUUCGGAGAAGCUGUCCUCAGCAGAAACAUUGGCUAAGUCACAGGAGCUGGCUGCCUCUCAUUCAGCAAGCAGCAAAGGCAAACCCACGCACCAGCAGGCCCCUCACUCCAAGACCUCUGAAGAUGAUGCAGAAGCUAAACCCGCCCAGCUCUUCUGGGGUCUCCCCUCUCUGCACAGUGAGGCCUUGCACCCUGACACCACCACUGCUUCACAUGACCAUACCACAACAUUUAACAGCAUGGCUGAAGCCCCCACAGCUGACGAUUCCCCAUCUGUUACUCUCCCCACACCUCUGUCUGUGACUAAGAGUCAGCCGCAGACCCGGAUCGAGACCCCGUCACAAUCUCAUUCCCAACGUGACCCUUCUGCUGAGUCUCAGGCUCAGGGUCAGAACACUUCCCCAGUCUCUGUCUUGACAAUGUCUCCUCAGUCCCAGAUUAGGAUCUGUGGGGUGCAUUUUCACAGACCCCAGGAUGAAGCAAAGCCUCUUGGUCCAUGUGAAACACAGCACCUGGAAUACAAUGUCUUGAAAAAAGAGCAGGAGAGAGUGUGGGGUUUACCCUCUGUGGUCCAAAAAUCUCGGGACACAUUUUGUCCUUCCCCUCCCAAGAUCUCUCUGGUGAACCAGUCCUUCAAGGCCCACACUCCCAGGCCCAUCCUUCUUGGAGACUUCCCCCUCACCGAUGAGCUUCGGAAGAAACUUGAGCACCAUCUCCGAAAGAGGCUCAUCCAGCACCGCUGGGGGCUGCCGCACAGGAUCAAUGAGUCCUUGUCACUCAUGUGUCCUCAUUCAGAGCUGGUGGAUUUCCCUGAGUCGGGGAGGAGUCACGGUCUCUCAUGGCUCACACUCUUUAAGCUUCAGGGCAGCAAAGACUCACACUCCAUUGUACUCAGCGGAUCUGGAAAAUUUAACAACGGGAUCUGGGAGAAACGUGCCAGAGAAGAGACUGAGGUAAAAGCAAAGACGGACAGUCAAGGUAUUGGCCAAAAACACCGUCUCCAGAGGGACCGGAAGGGCAGUCUGCAAUCUGACUUGAAGACAGACCAGGAGCCUCAAGUAGCAAGUCAGUCAGGACAACUUUCAAGCCUCCCAAAGGUGAGCCCGUGUCAGAAAAAGAUUGAAAAUGAACUAGAGCAACACCUCAACAGGAAAAUGAAGGAGAUCCAUGAGGGCCAGAUCCCUAGCACUGUGGGGAGGUCAUGGCAUUCCAUCAGCGAGCUUCAGCCCCCACCCCAGACACCGCACGGCCAGGUAAGACGUCUGGCCCCUUUGGCAGGUGAGAAGGACACAUUGAAAACCCAACAGAGUUUAUCACUCAGUCCUAGCAAAGAAAAGAUGUUGGAAGAACACAUUAAAACCUUUGGCAGGAGGUUGACAUUUGGUCUUCCCCAAAGAGUUGAGGAAUCCUUAGAGUCCUACAAGACAAAAGUGGAGCCAUCACAUUCUCUCUCUCAGUUCCGCCUUCCCCCGGACGCCGCCGUUUCUGCCGUGGAUUCUGCCCAGCCCUCCAGGUUCCUGCAAAGCAACACUAGUAGAAACAGGAUGGGGACACUGAAUUUCAUGCCCAUCCAAGAAACGCCCCUCCCUGUUUCCAGGCCUGUGAGACAGAUGAGGCCGGCCUCCAAGAACAAGCUGUUUGUAGACAAAGACCUUAGCACAGCUCAAAGUGGCAGAGAGCCUACCCAGCCCUGGACACCCGGUGUGGUGGACAAAGGCAGCCGGCAGCAGUCUGGAUCAGACAAUAGACAUAGCUCAGAGCUGCCCAUGAGGCCAGAUGGGCCAACAGAUGAGAGACUGGCUUCCAGAACCAGCACCCAGGGGCCUCAGGGGGAAAGGAUAAGCAGGAAAGAUGGUUCCAUGGCUGAGGGGUCCACGGAGCUACUCAAGAGAGAGCAGCUCCGUGGUCUUCACCCACAGUCCACUGAGACCUUGACAGCCACCCAAGACACAUGUCAACCCCUGCAGAGAAUGUCAGUUCCCCACAACCCUGGAACAUCUGUCUAUAAAAGUCAGGUGUCCAGAGGAGCCGUAUUGCGCUCAGAGAGCAGGCUACCCAGGCAGGCAGCAGGCCAGCCUGAUGUGGCCCCAGCCUCAGGAGAAAUGACUUCCAAACGCCAGGGCCCCUCCGGUGGGGACAUGGUGUCUUCUCAGGUGCUGCGGGUGCACUUGCCCACUGCGGGAGUCAGCAUGGAGCCAAGGCAGGGUCCCUGGCUCCCUGUACAUGUGUCAGGCAAGUGUCAGAACAAGGAGUGUCCCCCGGCUGCCAGGAGAGUGUCUCCCCUGGCAGCUGAGGCAGGAAAAUUUGGUGGAGGGGAUGCAGGCUUAGGGACAUCCCAAACCAGAGGGAAGAGGCACUCUGUUCAGGCCAGGGCACCAGAGGAAACACGUGGACACACAUCUUCGCCGGCACUGUCACGUAAGGGGCAGCCUCCGCAGGACCAAUUCAGCAGCCCGGCGAAGUGCUUCUUGCAGUGGAUGUCCCCUGGAAGAAAACACAAAGGGCAGGAAAGGUCCCUGGCCAAGGCCAGCUCCCCCUCACCAUCUGUGAAGGGCACAAGCCUCGUCAAAAAGAGAUGUGAGUUUUAUGGGAACAUUGAAGCUUCAAAGAGUGUGAGAGACCCUGGGGUGAUCCUCAGGAAACCACUGGGGCACAGGCAUGGGACAGUCACCCCCUGUCCCCAGACACCUGUGCCUCCUCCCCUCCUGGGGUCUGCAGAAACUCAGCAGGAGGUGCAACAGCUGGCUCAGGUAAAGGCUGUCCAGAGGUAUCACUCCCGCUGCCAAUCUGCCCGCUCUCAAGUGCAAAGGGCUGAGUCCUGCAGCCCAGGACAAGGGCAGAGCGCCCCUAAGAGGUGUGGCGUUGCAGGAAGAGCGGAGAUGAUGGGGAUCUCCCCCAGCGGUGCUUCACAGGGAGCCCGAGUCCCGCCCAAGUCCUAUCUGUAG